Molecule: messenger RNA, 4077 nt
Organism: Nerophis lumbriciformis (worm pipefish)
Lineage: Eukaryota; Metazoa; Chordata; Actinopteri; Syngnathiformes; Syngnathidae
Source: RefSeq, a predicted model, not a curated record
AUGGUGCUCGAGUCAGUUAUGUGGUUCCGGACUUUGGCUCUUGUUUUGGCCGCAGCCUGCUUCGUCACUACCACGGCGGAGAUCUGUCCGAGCAAGGACAUCCGCAACAAUGUGACCAACCUGAACUCUCUGGCCAACUGCACAGUGAUCGAAGGCCACCUGAAGAUCAUCCUCAUGUUCGGUAGCAAGCCCGAGGACUUCCGCGGCCUGGCCUUCCCUAAAUUGACGGUGGUGACCGACUACCUGCUGCUGUUCCGCGUGUACGGUUUGGAGAGUCUCAGCGACCUAUUCCCCAACCUGACUGUGAUCCGCGGCAAAAACCUGUUCUUUAACUACGCCCUGGUGGUGUUCGAGAUGCUACAGCUGCGCGAGCUGGGGCUCCACAGCCUGAUGAACAUCACGCGGGGAGCAGUCAGGAUCGAGAAGAACCCGGACCUCUGCUACUUAUCGACGCUAGACUGGUCCAAGAUUCUGGACUCUGUGGAGGACAACUACAUUGUGGCCAACAAAAACGACAGGGAGUGCGGAGACGUGUGUCCCGGGGCGUCUGUAGGGAAGACUACUUGCCAGACCACCACCAUUAACGGACACUUCAGCGAGCGCUGCUGGACGCAGAAGCACUGCCAGAGAAUGUGUCCCGUCCACUGUAAACACCGUGCCUGCACCCGGGAUCAUCAGUGCUGCCACGAGCAGUGCCUCGGGGGCUGUCUGAAGCCCGGAUCGGCCACGCAUUGCGUGGCUUGCAAGGGUCUCCAGCACCAAAGUAGCUGCGUGGAGCGCUGCCCCGACGGUUACUACACCUUCAAAGGCUGGCGCUGCGUCUCCUUCGCCUUCUGCCAGGAACUCCACGACAGGUGCAAGCAUGAGAAGGAGCGCAGUAAGAGCCCCGAGUGCCAUGAGUAUGUCAUCCACAACGGCGCCUGCAUCCCAGAGUGUCCAUCCGGCUACACCACGGUUAACUCGUCCACGCUAAACUGCACACCAUGUGCCGGACUCUGCCCCAAGGUGUGCAUGGGUCUGAAAACGGUGGACUCGGUCACGGCGGCGCAGUCGUUGGCAGGCUGCACCAUUCUCAACGGCAGCCUGGUCAUCAACCUACGUGGAGGAAACAACAUAGCGGCAGAGUUGGAGGCAAACCUGGGCCAGCUGGAGGAGAUCACCGGCUAUCUGACUGUGCGGCGUUCCUACGCCCUGGUUUCCCUGUCUUUCUUCCGGAAGCUUCGCGUCAUCCGCGGGGAGGAGACUGAAAUCGGCAAUUACUCCUUCUACGCCCUGGACAACCAGAACCUACGGCAGCUCUGGGACUGGUCCAAGCAUAAGCUGAGCAUCCAGAAGGGACGCAUGUUCUUCCACUACAACUCCAAGCUGUGCAUCUCCGAGGUUCGCAAGAUGGAGGAGGUCACCGGCACCCGCGAUCGCAAGAACGAUAUCGCUUCCAAAACCAACGGCGACCAGGCCUCGUGUGAGAAUCACGUCCUGAAAUUCACGCAAAUCCGAACCAUGAGUGAUAAGAUUAUGGUCAAGUGGGAAGCCUUCUGGCCUCCAGACUUCAGAGACCUGCUAGGAUUCAUGGUGCUCUACAAGGAGGCGCCGUUUCAAAAUGUAACCGAGUUCGAUGGGCAGGACGCGUGCGGUUCAAACAGCUGGGUGAUCGCGGACGUGGACCCCCCGCCGCGCUUCAGCGAGGGCGACAGAGAACCCUCGGAGCCGGGCCACCUGAUCCGGCCUCUCAAGCCGUGGACGCAGUACGCCAUCAUGGUCAAGACGCAGCUGUCUGCCUCUGAUGAGCACCAGGUCAACGGGGCAAAGAGUGACAUCAUCUACGUGCGCACCAAUGCCACCAAACCAUCAGUGCCUUUGGACCCCAAUUCCUCAUCCAAUUCGUCCUCGCAGAUCAUACUGAAGUGGAAGCCGCCCAACGACCCCAACGGCAACAUUACACACUACCUGGUCUUCUGUCAGCGGCAGGCCGAGGCGAGCGAGCUGUACAAGUUUGAUUACUGCCAAAAGGGAAUGAAGCUGCCCUCACGGGUCCCCACUCAGGUGGACGGCGACGAGGAGCAAAAGUGGAACCAGACGGAAGAGCUGGGACCCGGCACGCGAUGUUGCGCCUGCCCCAAGACUGACAAAGAGCUCAAGAAGGAGAAGGAGGAGCUGGAGUACCGCAAGACAUUUGAGAACUACCUCCACAACGAAGUCUUUGAGAUGAAACGUUCGAGAAAUCGGCGCUCAGCCAUGGGUGUGGCCAACAAAACACGCCCGCACCCCACCACUGCCUCCGGUGGGGCGUUAACCACCGCCUUCCCUGAGGAGGAGGAGACGUUCGAGAGCACCAAGACGGUGGUCACCAUUCUGGCCAAGGAGUCCACCGUCAUCUCCAAUCUACGCCACUUCACCAGCUACCAAAUCGAAAUCCACGCUUGCAACCACCCGACCGAUGCGGCCCGCUGCAGCAUGGCCGCCUACGUCAGUGCCCGCACUAUGCCUGAAGACAAAGCCGACGACAUCACAGGCCCCAUCUCAUGUCAGGUGUCCGAUAUGAUGGCGCACAUCUCCUGGCAGGAGCCGUCCGCCCCCAACGGCAUGAUUAUCCUCUACGAGGUCAACUAUAAACGCAUCGGUGACAGCGAGGAGCUGCACCACUGCGUGUCGAGGAACAUGUACAAAACCUCACGUGGCUGCAAACUGCGGGUGAUGCAUUCCGGGAACUACACGGUCCGGAUCCGAGCCACAUCUCUUGCCGGGAACGGAUCGUGGACCGAGCCUACGUACUUUUACGUGGAAGACGCCAGAGAUCCUCUCAACAUCGCCAAGAUCGUGAUCGGGCCGGUCAUAUGUGUCCUGCUACUGUUUGUCGCUUUAGCUGGAUUUGCCAUGUUCAAGAAGAACCAAACGCAAGGUCCGAGCGGUCCCAUAUACGCCUCGUCCAACCCUGAGUACCUCAGCGCUAAUGACAUGUACGAGGAGGACGAGUGGGAGGUGGCCCGCGAUAAGAUCAAAAUCCUGCGGGAGUUGGGCCAGGGCUCCUUCGGCAUGGUGUACGAGGGAAUCGCCAAGGACAUCGUCAAGGGCGAGAGCGAGACGCGCGUGGCCGUCAAGACGGUCAACGAGUCGGCCAGCCUGCGAGAGAGGAUCGAGUUCCUCAACGAAGCCUCGGUCAUGAAGGCCUUCAGCUGCCAUCACGUGGUGCGUCUGCUGGGAGUGGUGUCUAAAGGACAGCCCACCCUGGUGGUGAUGGAACUGAUGACCCACGGGGACCUGAAGAGCUACCUGCGUUCCCUGCGCCCUGAGGCCGAGAACAACCCGGGCCGUCCGCCACCAACACUCAAGGAGAUGAUCCAGAUGGCGGCCGAGAUCGCCGACGGCAUGGCGUACCUCAAUGCCAAGAAGUUUGUGCACCGUGACCUUGCCGCCAGGAACUGCAUGGUGGCUGAAGAUUUUACAGUCAAAAUAGGAGAUUUCGGCAUGACCCGAGACAUCUACGAGACGGACUAUUACCGUAAAGGAGGAAAGGGCCUGCUGCCCGUCAGGUGGAUGGCGCCAGAGUCUCUGAAAGAUGGAGUGUUCACCGCAAACUCUGACUGCUGGUCAUUCGGCGUGGUGCUAUGGGAAAUCAGCACGCUGGCCGAGCAGCCUUACCAAGGCCUCUCCAAUGAGCAGGUGCUCAAAUUUGUCAUGGACGGGGGCUACCUCGACCGACCGGACAAUUGCGCAGACAGACUGCACAACCUGAUGCAGAUGUGCUGGCAGUACAACCCCAAGAUGCGUCCGUCCUUCCAGGAGAUCAUCGACAUGCUCCGCGACGACCUCAACCCGUCCUACCGCCAGCGCUCCUUCUUCUACAGCGACGAUAACAAGCCGCCCGAGAGCGCCGACGACCUGGACCUGGAUGUGGACAACAUGGAGAGCAUCCCCCUGGACCCCUCCUCCUACGGGCAACGGGACCUCCGCUGCUGCCCGGAACGGGACGGCGGCAGCGGCGGGAGUUACGAGGAGCACCACAUCCCCUUCGCGCACAUGAACGGCGGCAAGAGCAACGGACGCGUGCUUGCCCUGCCCCGUCACAGCCCCUGCUAA